AUGUUGCCAGAUGGAUUUGAGAUAUGAGACAAUCGGACGAUUCGUCAGCUUCAUGGUUGACAGAUGCACGGCGUAAUUGGCGGGCUUUUUUAGUCCUCAACGCCUUCUUUGUGUGGCCAAUAAUGUUGCUUCUGCUUUGAUUGAGCACCAGCUACGUGCAAAGAGAGGUAUGCAAAAAGAAGCCGAGUUUGCUUGCAAUAUAUUUGCGGCUCUGAAGCAUGGCUCUUCAACCGAGAUACCUCACCAGACUGUCCACCGGGUAGAGCAACUGUUCCCUUCGGGUGCACUCACGGAACUCACUGGUGGUCCCGGGUCUGGAAAGAGCCAGAUUCUCUACACGCUUGUCCUGCCACACCUGAACCGCCGGCAGCACGUCGUGUACUUUGAUCUCGACUAUCACUUCGACCUGUUCCGGCUGGCCCAGAUCCUGGACCGCAACGGCUCGGACGUCCGCAGCGCGCUCAAAUAUUUCACUCUCUACAAAUGUCCAUCUUUGGAAGCUUUUCUCAGCACACUGGCAACAAUGGAAGAUCACCUUCUGGUAAACCGCACAACUCUACUGGUCGUCGAUAGCAUUUCUGCCUUUUACUGGCACGACCGCUUACAGCUGCGAGACGUUACGUCGCGGUAUAACGACGUGACAUCUCGCCUCAAGGACCUAACGUCACGUUUCGGUCUGACGUGCGUUGUCAGCCGGAGGUCCGGAUUGGGACGCCAGUCCGGUGUCCAGAUAGAUGUGGACAGCGACGGUACUAGAAGCGUCGUGGCUUUGUCCGUGCGACACGUGUUCACCGUGACAAAGGAAGGAGUCAAGUUCGCGUAAAUGUGAGUCUCGCACAUAAAAAGUAUUUACAGUACAUGAAGCAUCUCCAUUACAAACACAACUUCUGUACAUAAAUUACAUGUUCAUGAUCGUGGA
Molecule: messenger RNA, 919 nt
Organism: Ornithodoros turicata
Lineage: Eukaryota; Metazoa; Arthropoda; Arachnida; Ixodida; Argasidae
Product: DNA repair protein XRCC2-like
Exons: 2
Coding region: 170-823 (217 amino acids)
Biological process (GO): DNA strand invasion; double-strand break repair via homologous recombination
Cellular component (GO): replication fork; Rad51B-Rad51C-Rad51D-XRCC2 complex; centrosome
Molecular function (GO): four-way junction DNA binding
Source: RefSeq, a predicted model, not a curated record